AAGCAAGAGUGCUGAGCACCACUCCUCGCUCUGAUAACUUGGUGUAGCGAUAAAAACUUAUGCCCAAUCUGAAUUUAUAAUCAAGCUUUUAGUAUAUUGAGUGGCUUCGAGAUGCUCCACCAAUGCGCUUCGACCUCACAGAAGUUAUUUUUAGCCAAAGAUAAGGAAACGGCGGUGGGGCUUUCUUUGUGAAGCUUGUUGAAGUUCGCUGAAGAAAAAUCAGAUAACCAUGGCAACCAUUAAGCCUGGUAGGAUUGCUCUCAUCUUCACCACCCUAUUCCUGUUUGCCGCAAUGACAGCGCUCUCCAUACUGAACAAAUAUUUUGGGAAGGAUUUAGGCAUAUUCCACCGGUCGACUGGCGAUGUUUCCAGAAGAUACCCCUUAAUGAUUACUCCGCCAUGGCCGAUCUACUUUAUAUGGUACAUAGUGUUCGCAUUGGAACUAGUUCUAAUUCUUUACGGUAUUACGACAAUCUGUCGUAAAACGAAGGGCGGAAGGAGUAUUUACCUACUUUCCCUUACUCCUCCGCGGAUCUACGGUCUUUUGGUAGCCAACAAUUUGGCGGUGGUGCUAUGGUUGUAUCUUUGGAACUGGGAAUACACAGUGGCAUCUUUCAUCAUCGUUUUCACUUUACCUGUCACCAUGUACAUCAGCUUCUACACCUCUCUAAAACAACUAUUCAACAAUUUUGCAGUACUUAUUCAGGAGGACACUCAAAGCGAAAUAUGGGUUGUGAGAUUUCUCGUUCAAAAUAGUCUUGGAUUUAUUUCUGCAUGGCAGACAAUUGUCAUGUUCAUGAACCUAGGAGUGGUUCUGAGGUAUGAAGUGGGCAUUUCUGAUGAAAUCAUCUUUCUAGCAUUAAUAGGCGCUAUGGCGUUGCUAGAACUGGCAUGGUUCUGGUUGGACGUCUUCGUGUUUGACCGAUACACAAGGUAUAUCCUUCUGCCUUAUAUCCCAUGGCUGGCAAUAUGCUGCGGACUAAUAUGGAAAUUACAGAGUCUCUUUGACGAAUGGGGUAGAGACACCAUUACACUUUUCUGCUGUAGCGUGCUUGCACUGCUAUGUAUAACUGUCAAGAUCAUCUUCUUGAUCUUCAGACAUAAGAAAAGUAACAUGAAGAAAAAUGUAGAUAAAAGUAUCGAGGACAAAACCGAGAAGACUGACGAUGAAAAGAACACUGAAUUGAAAAAUAAAACAUGCGUCACAUUUGCCGUUGAGAACGAACAGGUCAACACCGCAAAUGAAAAUCAGAAAUCUGGAUCCGAAAAUGAUUUGGAAUCUAGCAAAGGGCCGUUACAAUGUCCUUUAGUACCAGCAAGCGAGGUUCAGUAUAACAGAAUAGAAAUGCAGGAACAAGCAGCAGAUGCUACGAACACUGUUAUUGUCCACAGCGACGCAGUGGAAUCGAACGCCAUUGAAGCUAUUCCAACAACUUCGGGACCACCAAAACAGGAGGUACCAAUGGAAGAAAGUUAUCUUGACAACAACAGUGUCGCGGUUGAAAAGGAGGAGAAUGAUAAAGUUGAGCAAGCAGAGUUGCCAGAGGAGAAUUCUACACCAGAAACAGCGGAGGACGACGUGUUACAACCAGACGUACUGGAAGAAAGAAUUGAAGAACCGAUAGACGAGGAAAGUGAGGAAAAUACUCUCGAGGUACAACCAGAAGGGGAAACUGUACCGUGUCACACAAAGGAAAAGACAAUCCAAGAAACUGUACCAGAGCAAGAGGAAGUGCAAAGCAAACUAAAUCCAUCUGAGCAAGUAUCUGAUGACAUCGAAUGUGCAAACCAACCAGAAAAUUUAAUAGACGUUGAUGAGCAAGAAAGUCUUGCACCUAACCAAUCAGAGUUUGUGAUAGAAUCAUCGAUACCAAGCGACCUAAAUAGUUUAGAUCAAAUCUCCAAAGAAAAUGAAAGAGAAAGUAGGCCAAUCGAUAAUGAGUCUGUCAAUUCAACAACAGCGCAAGUCGACGAUCCGAUGGAGGAUUUUGACGUAGAGAAUGAGCCAGUGGAUGAGGAGCCGGAACUGAACCAGACCCCUCCGCCUCUGUUGGAAGAUGAGGAAUAUGAAGGCACAUACAUCGUCAGAGAACCUGGAAUAGAUGACGAAUAUCAAUAUGAUCCCUCCGAGAUUGAAAACGACCAACAGGAUCCCGUCCCUGACGACACAUUACCAUCUCCCCCAAUGUCUCCUGAUUCUGACACCCUCCCAAGUCCUCCAACCGCUCCGGUGUCUGAUGGGGAAGAGUAUGAUGAAUCAGACGGAGAGGAGGCACCGCCCGUACCACCUCAGGACUAUAACAUGCCUAACAAAUCAUAUCAAAUCCCAUCAGAACCCGUUGAGUCCCAACCGAUAACCACCAAUGGCUAUAGCGAGCAGAGGCGACCAGAAAGCUUUGGGACUGUCGACACUGCUGUAUGACUCUAAUGGUGUAUACAUGUAUUGAGCUAAAUUAGAAAAGAAGAAUAACAGGGCAUUUUCGAUUUUUUGGGAGGGGGGGGGGGAGAUAAACUCUGGAGCUAAGUGCUACUUACUGAAGAAUACUCAUGACAAUUUUAUACUGUUUUGUACAGUUUGUAAAUAUGGGACCAUAGUCGUCUGCAACUUUUCUUCAUUUUUUAGAGAUGCACUUGAUAUAUUGCAUGAUUCAAAUAAGACUUGCAAAAUUUUCAUACAAGAUGAUCGAGCAAAGCGGAGAAACACACGCACACACACACAUAGGAAAAUAUAGCUCAGAAUUGAAAGGAACUCCAAAAUAAACUGAAGUGACCGAUGUCACUUGCACUGAUUAUACUCGCAUAAAUGUUAACGUCGCAUUGGUGAUCACAUUUUGCUAAAUAACAGGGAGUGAUUUCUAUUUGAAUAAAAAGAAUAUGUCUGUAGUCUUAGAAUCAUGCAAUAUUUUAUCUCUAAUUCAUAGUCAGUUGAAAAUGCAUUCAUUUACUAAUAUCUUUCACUAUUUAACAAUAUUCAAUCGUCAGUGAAUGCAUGUACAUGACAUAUUAUAAUUAUUCAUGCACUCUGACAGUUGAAAAUUGGUAAUUUGUAAAAGAUAAAAACUCAUAUUGUAUACUUGUUUUCAUGUCUACUUCUGCUUUCUUUAUCCGACAUGAUGUACUUUCAUUUGCUAUCUCUUGUACAUAUUCAUUUGUGUUUUCAUAUCGUAUAGAUUUUAAAAUAAAAUAGAUAAUUAGGUAUA
Molecule: messenger RNA, 3200 nt
Organism: Saccostrea echinata
Lineage: Eukaryota; Metazoa; Mollusca; Bivalvia; Ostreida; Ostreidae
Product: probable serine/threonine-protein kinase kinX
Exons: 3
Coding region: 230-2422 (730 amino acids)
Source: RefSeq, a predicted model, not a curated record